This is a messenger RNA of Microsporum canis CBS 113480, 2541 nucleotides long. RefSeq lists its product as hypothetical. Lineage: Eukaryota; Fungi; Ascomycota; Eurotiomycetes; Onygenales; Arthrodermataceae. Gene Ontology annotation, cellular component: nucleus; Slx1-Slx4 complex. Bases 1 to 2541 code for a protein of 846 amino acids. The record is from RefSeq and is a predicted model, not a curated record. Gene Ontology annotation, biological process: DNA repair; DNA replication. Gene Ontology annotation, molecular function: 5'-flap endonuclease activity. The transcript is spliced from 2 exons.
AUGACCGAUCAUGGCCCUGACGCCCUUGAUGCCUUCUCUCCGCCGCGGGUUGGAUCAGCAAGCCCUGUCGUUAUUUCCCUAGUCUCUCCAGCUUUGACACAGAUGACAGUGACACCGAUUGAUAACUCUCCAAAGCUACCUUUUAAUCUCGCCCAAGGCUUAGAAUCCGAUCUAGAGAGCCACAGUGAUGCCAGUAACCCCUUGCAUCCGAACGUCAGCCACCCAAUGACGAGGGUUGCCCUGGGGGAAAAGGCGGGCGCAGAGAACCUACCGGUUCAUAGGACGAAGAGACGGAAACUCGGAAAUCAGCGUGAUAAUACAGCUGAAAGUAUGGAAGACCUGGUCGAUUGCUCACGAAAUCACUUUCAGCCAGCGGAAGAUGAGUCCACAACACAGAAACAAAAGACGAGAAAGCCCGCAAAGCCGUCCGAGAAGGGCCAAAAAUCGGAGAAAACAGCCAAUCUAAGGCUGAGAGGGAAAGUGAAGAAGGCAUCUGAUACCCAGGUAUUGGUACCAAUAGAUAAAUCUGCCCAGGAUCCUUCUCAAAAAUUUGCUUCACAGCAUAGAGCAGAUGAAGAGAAUGGCGGACUGCAUCUUGAAGAAGCUACCUCACGAAGGGAUUAUUGGACGCCCAUAAAGGACACAAAUUCAGCCUCUAUUGAUUUAACAGGAUCUCCGGUCUCUAUUCAAGCUGAUAAAGCCCAGGCUAAAAGCAAAGAUUUCAGGGAACUGAUGUCUGAAUUCAAUUUUUCCAGAGAAACUUCACAUGAAGUAGAAGCUGGUUGCCAGCUUGUUAACGAUAAACCAACAACAAAACAGCUUUUAGAGUUCAUGCCACAGAACUGCCGUACCAGCAAAUCUUUGGACUCAGAGAGCCUUGAUACAGGCACAUCCAGUACUUCUGAAGGAAACGGCAAACGUAAACAAACUAAGAAGGCCAAACGAUCUGCCAAGUCAAAAAUUACAACCAUUACGUCGUUAACUACGGGGCGAUACGAGUCCUCUCUUGCUCCAGAAGGCGACCAUAUUCCUUCUUCACUGGUCGAUAACAUGGUGGAAUCGAUCCAACCUGCAGAAAAGGCUCCCUCAAACCGUAAGAAUACAAAGCCAAAAUCCAAAAAAGCCAUUCCUGGAAGGGCUGAAUGUUACGCUCUAUUAAAGCCUGCGCCUACAAUGGAAGCCCUCAAAACUAUAGAAAACCAGGCACUGCUCUUUGGAACGUCUAGUCAGCUGGAGAGGGAAUCCAGCCCUAACGUGUAUGGCCUAGAGCCUGAACUGGGGCGCGAUGAAGUUAAGAGUAACUCAAUCCAGAAUAUAUCAAGUGAGCCUUCUACGGGCAUGGGAGUUUCGAGAUUUUCAAAAUCCAAAAACCUGUGGGGAGCAAGCUCUCGUGAUCUAGAUGGUUACCUGUUGAAUGUUGACAUGAUUGAUCUUGUUGAUCCAACCCCAAAAAUAACACCCAAACCUGGGGAUGAACGGCAGAGCAAUCUCAGCAACAAGAACACAGAGCGUAAUAUCCCGGAAGAAAGUUCACUAUUAGGUGAACAAGUAAAUGCCAAAGAUGUUGAACUGCCAGAUUGCUUAGCCGGUGAAAUUAGCACAUCUGAUACUAUGCAAAACUCUUUCGAAUAUUUGAAUACCACCAACAGCCAAGAUGGCCCAGUUGAUGAUUCUAUGCCGAACUAUGAUCAGCUCUCAACCCCAGAGCUCGCAAAGAAACUGGCUUCUUUUGGUUUCAGGCCAAUUAAGAAGCGCGAGAGGAUUAUAGAGCUUCUGGAGAAGUGCUGGGAGAGCAAAAGAAAAUCUUGCAUUGAACCUACGACUAAGCCUGCAAUAUUGAGUACACCACAAGUUGUUAUUCAACCCAUACCCCCAAACGCCAAUUCUAAAUUUAUGGACUCUGAUUCUGCUAUAAAACCUAGUAGUGUCCCUCCUAAAGGGACAAGGAAGCCGAAAAAAAUCACGUCUAAGGAAAUAACCAACCCUGCACGAAGCAGUUGGUCUACAGCUAAAAACCUGAAGUCCUCGUCUAAACCCACAGACAACAUGCCAGAUUCUAUGGGUAGCCAAUCCUAUGUUCAACCUGAGAUAAUAGAAAUAGAGGACUCUACCGACGAAAAUUUAUUAGAGUCAUCCAAACAGCCGAGAGACUACAGAGGCGCUCACACCUUGGCUUCUCGCUCUGCAUCAUCUCAUAUUACUCCCCAAAUAUCCUCAGCACCCUCGCAGACAGUUCCCAUUCAAACUAGAGCAAGUGCUGGCACAAAUGAGAAAGAAAUCGUUGAUCUUCCUGACAUAUUUUUACAAAUCACGAAUGCUGUCAAGGCACAGCCUCGAAUUCGCAGCGUCAACGGCGUAAAGCAACCGACAUGGCAUGAAAAGAUUGUCAUGUACGAUCCUAUUUGGCUUGAUGAUCUUACUUUAUGGUUGAAUGUGGAAGGCUUCAAACUUAUCAAAGAAGAUCGAGAGGUCCACCCAUAUUUGGUGAGAGAAUGGUGCGAAAGCAAAGGCAUUUGUUGCUGUUUCAGAAAUAAGAAAUAA